Molecule: messenger RNA, 318 nt
Organism: Ectocarpus sp. CCAP 1310/34
Lineage: Eukaryota; Phaeophyceae; Ectocarpales; Ectocarpaceae
Source: the annotation of a GenBank genome assembly
AUGGAACAGCUUCUGAAAAAGCUGGCCGAUUGUUGGCAUGAGUCCGCUGCUGGAGGCGACGUGGCUCGGCUGGAGCUCUACCAGGCUAUCACCGCGAAGGGGCUCGCUGGAGACGACGAGGAGUCUACAUCCAGAGCUUUCGAGCGGCAGCGAGGUGCCAUCCUGCGGGUCCUGGUGAGGGAUUGCCAGUCGUCCUGCGAUGACAUCCAGAAGUCUGCCCUUGAGCUGUUGGGUCACGUCGUCGCCAUGGCAUCGUCGUGUGAGGGACCCGCCUGUCAACCAAGCCAGGUAAAGCGUAAAGCGCUUGCUAUUGCAUGA